Molecule: messenger RNA, 435 nt
Organism: Euleptes europaea (tarantolino)
Lineage: Eukaryota; Metazoa; Chordata; Lepidosauria; Squamata; Sphaerodactylidae
Gene: MRPL51
Product: mitochondrial ribosomal protein L51
Exons: 3
Coding region: 1-396 (131 amino acids)
Biological process (GO): translation
Cellular component (GO): mitochondrial large ribosomal subunit
Molecular function (GO): structural constituent of ribosome
Source: RefSeq, a predicted model, not a curated record
AUGGCGGCGUCAUGGCCGCUCCUGACGGUCGCACGGGGCUUGUUAGCGCGCAGCUUCUUAUUUCCCCAGGCUUGUAGGCUGUCCAGUACUGGUAAUCCAUACCCAUUCCGUGUGAAGGAGCCUCCCAGCCCCAAACCAGUUGAUCGAUGGACAGAAAAACGAGCGCUGUUUGGGAUCUAUGACAACAUUGGAAUUUUGGGAAACUUCCUGGCCCACCCCAAGGACCUGAUCAGAGGCCCCAUAUGGUUACGUGGCUGGCGGGGCAUUGAACUGCAGAGAUGCAUCCGCAAGAAGAAAAUGGUGGGUCACCGGAUGUUCGAGGAGGAUUACAAGAACCUGAACAAGAGGAUAAGAUUUUUGUAUCGACGCUUCAACCGCACCGGGAAGCGCCGCUAAGAAUGCCCCACAAGGAAUGAGGGAUUUGUGACUGUAUUA